Schistocerca piceifrons (Central American locust) is the source of this 2526-nucleotide messenger RNA. RefSeq names its product medium-chain acyl-CoA ligase ACSF2, mitochondrial-like. Gene Ontology annotation, biological process: fatty acid metabolic process. The transcript is spliced from 13 exons. The record is from RefSeq and is a predicted model, not a curated record. Gene Ontology annotation, molecular function: medium-chain fatty acid-CoA ligase activity. The coding region runs from base 15 to 1772 and encodes 585 amino acids. Lineage: Eukaryota; Metazoa; Arthropoda; Insecta; Orthoptera; Acrididae.
ACCAGUCAGAGGCGAUGGUGCUGUGGCGGCGGUUCGUCAUCGUACUCGGCAGCAGGGCCGCGGCGAGGCAGUACAGUAGUGGCAGCAAGGGCCCAAAGCUGAGCUACUGGCAUGAGGCCAGCGAGAUUCCUCUUGUCAACCUUACAGUAGGUCAACUGGUGGACAAGAGUGCACAGCUUUGGGGAGACCGUGAAGCCAUCGUCUCUGUGCACCAGGGCCACCGCCUCACCUUUCAGGAAGUCAAGGAAAAGGUUGACAAAUUAGCAGCCGGCUUCUUAGAGAUUGGUCUAAAGCAUGGUGAUGCUCUUGCUGUGUGGGCUCCCAACCUUACCGAGUGGUACCUGACAAGCUUAGCUGCCAACAAAGCUGGAUUAGUUAUUGUGAAUAUCAAUCCUGCUUAUCAAAUCCCUGAGUUAGAAUACUGCCUGAAGAAGGUGCAUGUUCGUGCUUUGGUUGCAGCAGAAACAUUUAAGACACAAAAAUAUCCUGAGAUGGUGCAGGCACUGGCUCCAGAGGUGACUGCAGCAAAGCCUGGACAUUUGAAAAGUCUAAAUUUACCCAAUCUCACAACAGUCAUUGUAAUUGGAGAUAAGCAAUAUCCUGGAAUGUUCAGAUUCAGUGAUGUUAUGAACUGUGCGUCAACUGCAUCAUUUGAGAAGUUAAAGCAGCUGGAUUAUGAUAUCCAAGCAGAUGAAGGUUGCAAUGUGCAAUUCACAUCGGGCACAACCGGACAUCCAAAAGCAACCUUGUUAAGUCACCACAGUGUUGUCAACAACUCAUAUUUCUUGGGUGAGAGAGCAGGCCUAUAUAAAAAGCAUCAUCGUAUAUGUCUACAAGUGCCCUUUUUUCACUGUUUUGGAAAUGUGUGUGGAGUUCUCAAUUCACUGCAUCAUGGGUGUACAAUUGUGUUACCUUCAGCGGGUUUCAAAGGAGAGGAUUCAGCAAAAGCAAUACUGAAAGAAAAAUGCUCUGUUCUGUAUGGUACCCCUACUAUGAAUAUAGAUCUGUUAAAUUUUGUAGAAAGUUCUGGAUUGAAAAUAAACUCAUUAGAAAUUUUGGCAAGUGGUGGUGCAAUAUCUUCACCAGACCUGUAUGAAAAGUUAACCAGAACAUUUGGACUUGAGAGAGUUACAACUUUCUAUGGCAUGACUGAAACUGCUCCCUUGUCAUUCAUUCCUGAGGAAAAUGAUCCACCAGAGAAAACGUACACUACUGUUGGCAGAGUCAUUGACCAUGUUGAGGUAAAAGUAGUCGACGAAACUGGAAAGAUGGUACCACUUGGUACCACUGGCGAACUCUGGGUGCGUGGCUACUGCAAUAUGCUAGGUUAUUGGGGUGACAAAAAACACACAGAAGAAACAAUCAGAGAAGAUCGAUGGCUCAGAACAGGGGAUGCUUUCAUCCUUGAAGAAAAUGGUUAUGGUAAAAUUGUUGGCAGGAUAAAAGAUAUGAUUAUUCGCGGAGGAGAAAAUAUAUUCCCAAAGGAAAUAGAAAUACUAUUGGAGACUCAUAGAAGUAUUUCAGAAGCUCAGGUGUUUGGGAUAGCUGAUGACAGACUUGGUGAACAAGUGUGUGUCGCCAUAAGUACCAAAAAGGGCCACAAACUGACCGAACAAGAUGUGAAAGACUUCUGCAGAGGAAAGAUUGCACAUUUCAAGAUACCACACUACAUCAGAUUUGUGGAGGAAUUUCCAAAGACUGUGUCAGGAAAAAUUCAAAAAUUUAAACUGAGGAAAAUGUUAGAAAAAGAACUUGGGAAAGAAACACAGUGAAUGAUGAUGCAGUCAUGAAAUGAAGUAUUCUGUGUAACUGUAAAAGAAAAUUUUAUUGUGCUUAAAAUAUUCUUUCAGGAUAUUUAAAUAAUAAAUCUGAAAAGCAGAAUGAACAACAAACAAACUGUUAAGUUUAAAUCAAUGUUCUUAGUUAAUAUUGAAUAGCUGCCAUAAGAAACUUGAAAAAUAAUUUGUAUAGAUCAGUGGAGCACCUUCAUCAUGUAAAUGUAACUAUGAACAGCAAGUGACAGAAGUCACUGAUAUUAGAAUACUGGCACUAUUCAGUGCAUACUACAUAAAAAUGUAUAGAUGCUGAGUAUAAUAUUUAUAAAUUAAUAACCUAAUUUGAUGUUACAGUAAGUAAACUUUUUUUAAAUUAUAAAGUCUUGGGCAUUUUUCUAUGUUCUGUGAGUCAGCUUCCACCUCCGCCAGUUCAAAUAUUUCAAAAUGUUUUUACCAGAAUGAAGAUUGUAAUCCCAUACUGGCAUUUGGAGCAGUGCAAGAGAGGAUGUGAAACAUUAGAAUUUUUUAAAAAAUAUACUCUGCAUGUUGUGAUUUGGUAAUUGCUCUAUGGUAUAGAGCUGAUUUGAAAAACUUUUGACUUCUCUGAACAACUGGUUCUGUUCACACAAUACACAAAAAUUAACAUGCAAAUUAAUAAUGAAAUUGUGUUAAUGACAUAAGUAUCACAUCAAAGUGCUGCAUCUUUCUACUAGAAAUGCUGAAAAAUAGAACUUGUAAUACAAUAAAUGUU